AUGAGAUAUAAGACAAAAGCACUCAUUACACUAUCUAUAAUUGUGCAAUUAAUAAACAGUACAGCAGACCAAAUAAACUUAGAAGGAAGAAAACAUAAAAGAAAAAGAGAAGAGCAAUUAAACACACCACAAAAAAUGCAGCAAACUAUGUUAGAGCCAAAUAAUAUUGAAUGUUCUGCAUUAAACACAUAUCAACCGCAUCCAAGCACACAUUGA
Messenger RNA from Nematocida parisii ERTm1, 216 nucleotides. RefSeq lists its product as uncharacterized. Lineage: Eukaryota; Fungi; Microsporidia. The transcript has a single exon. The coding region runs from base 1 to 216 and encodes 71 amino acids. The record is from RefSeq and is a predicted model, not a curated record.